AUGCUAUCCCAGAUCGCCUCUAAUACAUUGGCUGUGUUGAGUCUCGUACCCGGUGGCACGCAAUUGGUUAGUAGUUUCCAUGCGAGACGAGAAGACUCCCGACGCAACGAGGAGCUGGAAAGAUGCCCUAUAAUUCAAGGGCCAGUGAGGCAGUCGGACGUGAGGGUUUCAAUACCGGGCGUGGAGCUUACAGAAGGUUGUUCUAAUCAACAGAUUAAAAGUCGUUUAUUCGCCCUACCGGCUGAGAUUCGCAAUCAAAUCAUGGUGGAAGCCUUUGGCCAGCGGACUCUACACAUGAGCCUGGAAUUGCAGCAUCCUUUCGCCCUUACCACUCAUAAGUCUUCGCAAAGGCGUCACACCCAUGCCGGAAUCCGGUACUUGAGGCCAGCUCUGAACUCUCACCUUAGGACAGACCUGCCCAAGAAGUGGACUUGGUUUGGGUGCGUUUGCCAUCAGUUCGCGGAACCCGAUGAGGGCGAGUUACCCGGUCGUCUCAGAUGUCUAGGAGUCACUGCAGAAUCUGACCCCGGAACGGAUUACUGCAUGGAGGGCCUGGGAUACUGCAAUACAUGGCCAGUGGCAUCACCAACAAAAUGCCAGGUCGGGAUUAUGGGUUGGUUGCUAGCAUGCCGCCAAUCAUAUCAAGAAGCAAUGCAUAUCCUUUACGGAACAAAUACCAUUCGCAUCGCAUCACCAGCCUUACACCAAAAUCUACAAAAGAUAUUUUCCAAGGCGACACUCUCAUUGUUAACAUCAUUAGACCUAGUAUGGGACCCGGAGCAGUUGUCUCUAGCUUCCGGUUUCGUUGGAGAAAACGAAGCCAACGUAUCACAUCAGACAAGACCGCCAGUUUUCCCCUCGAUGAUAAGGCUACACAUAUCCUUUCGGGGGGGGAACGACAUCCAAAGAGAUGAGGCCUUGGGAGUCGAUUGGAGAUACAGAAAUAAAGAACAGCUUUCACAAGCCCUGAACAACAAAGUGUUCCCUACGGUCGAUAGCCUUGUUCAACGUCUGGUACCGUCGACAUCAGAUGUGACCUUCCAAUGCCCAAACUGGACCUGGUACAAGCUCAUGGACUCAUUCUUAGUCGAGAAUCAGGGACUGAAAGCUACCAAACUCCAGCGAGGAGAUCUUGGAGGACUAAAAUGUUGGCGACAAACCACUGCUGAAUUAUUGGCUCCGUCAAUUUACUCUUGUGAGAUUCGGCAUUGUAGCGGGACAGAAGAGGCCGAAAAUUCUUCUGUUUCUGGAAUAUGGGUUCAUAUUGGUUCGAAAGAUAUUCAGCUAGGAAAUAACACGACCUAUGAUCAUGCACGCUGUAAAUUGUAUGGCCUUAGAGAAUUUGAGUUUUGCAGUUUCUAA
Messenger RNA from Clonostachys solani, 1362 nucleotides. The record is from the annotation of a GenBank genome assembly. NCBI's taxonomy places the organism in Eukaryota, Fungi, Ascomycota, Sordariomycetes, Hypocreales, Bionectriaceae.